AUCCCACCGCUGCCACCAUCUUGUCAGGGUUCUUCCAUAAAAUCUUCAGGAAGCGUUCAUAGAUCUUCAAAAUUACCUUUUUAUUAACUGCCACACUUAUAUACAGUUCACAAUAGUAGCCAGAAAAUAUAAGAAACAAAAUAAAAGAAAGAAAAGAGAAAGAAAAAAACUAACUGAUAAAUAAAAUUAACAUGCUACUGAGUUCUGGGCCUCAGAUGUUACUCCAGGGAUCCCUCACCAGAACUGACUCAGCCCUAGACAAAAAUCACACCCUUUAACAAACCAGAGCAAACCAUUGUAUAAUUACAGGGGGACUCAAGUCGGUACAUCAAACCUAAAUGAAAAAGAAAAGAAUAUACACACAAAUAAACUCUAUAAACAUUAGAUUCCAUACCAUAAAGCAAUAAUAAAAUAAAAUGGAAAGAAUGCCCUUUAUUAUGACAAUCUUACAAUUAACCAAUAAUUAACAAACCCCUGUGGUACCCAAACUACAUUUCCCAUAAUUCCUAAGACAGAAUAUAAAAGGACAUCAGGAAAUGCAGCGCUCUUUUAAUUACACCUUGGUUCCAUGCUGCAGUCAUGGAUCCCGGCAGAACCACGGGUCUGUCUAUCUGUGGUCAUAACUGCUUGCUGACAGCAGAAUGGAUGUUAGCUAGUAAGAUAGUGUGUCGAGUGGGUCCAGCUAAAGAUGACAAGGGCGAGAUCAUUGUGACCACCAAGAGCGGAGGCCGAGGGACGUCCACGGUCUCCUUCAAACUGCUCAAACCCGAGAGGAUCGGCAUUCUGGAUCAAUCUGCGGUCUGGGUUGAUGAGUUGAAUUACUAUGACAUGAGGACCGAUCGCAACAAAGGAAUCUCUCCUCUCUCGUUGAGGCCGGCCAACCCUUUGGGCAUCGAAAUAGACAAAGGGACGGUUCCUCUGAAGGAUCUAGAGAACAUGUUCCCUAGAAUGAGUGGAGACUUCACUAGUGAGAAUUUCUCUGCCACCUGGUACCUCAUCGAGAACCAUUCUUUAACCAGCUUUGAGCAACUGCGUGCAGCUGUGGGAAAUCUUAAGAAACAGGCCAGUAAGAAGAAUGAGGGCAGUCUGGCCUACGUGAAAGGAGGUCUCAGCACUUUCUUUGAGGCUCAGGAUGCUCUUGCAGCUAUCCAUCAGAAGCUUGAAUCGGAUGGCACUGAGAAGGUGGAGGGCUCUAUGACCCAGAGACUAGAGAACGUCCUUAACAGAGCAAGUGAAACUGCUGACACCCUGUUUCAAGAAGUGUUGGGCAGAAAGGACAAGGCCGACUCCACACGCAGUGCUCUCAAUGUCCUCCAGAGAUUCAAAUUUCUGUUUAAUCUGCCACUCAACAUUGAACGCAACAUCCAGAAGGGCGAUUACGACGUUGUUAUAAAUGAUUAUGAGAAAGCCAAAUCUCUGUUUGGGAACACAGUGGUCCCUGUCUUUAAGAAAGUGUAUUCGGAGGUGGAGACGCGGGUGGAAACCCUGAGGAAACUGCUUUUGGAUAAACUUCUGGAGACGCCAUCCACUUUACAUGAUCAGAAACGCUAUAUCAGAUACCUGUCGGAUCUACAUGCUCCAGGUGACCCAGCAUGGCAAUGUAUAGUCGCUCAACAUAAGUGGAUCCUGCAGCUGAUGCAAAACUGUAAAGAAGAUUAUAUCAAAGAGCAGAAAGUGGGUGGUGUCGGUUUAGAGCUGGAUCACUCCUCAGCCCUGAACAGGAUCACCCUCUCAGCUCCAGUGAAGAGAGGAGGCAGCUUCCAGACACCUAAAGAUGACUCGAGGCUCUAUAAGAGUCCUCAGCAGGUGAGGUUUGUGGAGAAGCUCUCAGACGUGGUCAUCAGUCAGCUGCCCAACUUCUGGAAACUGUGGAUCUCUUACGUCAACGGCAGUCUGUUCAGUGAGACGGGAGAAAAGUCUGGUCAGGUGGAGAAGUUAAAGAAGAACGCCCGGCAAAGACAGAAUGACUUUAAGGUCAGUAAAGCAGCUGGAAUGGUUUUGAGCUUGUGGUCCUGAAAUUAAGAGUGUGUG
Carassius auratus (goldfish) is the source of this 2031-nucleotide messenger RNA. RefSeq names its product exocyst complex component 2-like. Gene Ontology annotation, cellular component: exocyst. Bases 580 to 2016 code for a protein of 478 amino acids. Gene Ontology annotation, biological process: Golgi to plasma membrane transport; exocytosis. NCBI's taxonomy places the organism in Eukaryota, Metazoa, Chordata, Actinopteri, Cypriniformes, Cyprinidae. The record is from RefSeq and is a predicted model, not a curated record. The transcript has 13 exons.